This is a messenger RNA of Dioscorea cayenensis subsp. rotundata (Guinea yam), 886 nucleotides long. RefSeq names its product gelsolin-related protein of 125 kDa-like. NCBI's taxonomy places the organism in Eukaryota, Viridiplantae, Streptophyta, Magnoliopsida, Dioscoreales, Dioscoreaceae. The record is from RefSeq and is a predicted model, not a curated record. The transcript has 2 exons. The coding region runs from base 143 to 598 and encodes 151 amino acids.
AUAAUUUUACCAACCAUUCACUAGCUAUAGUCCCUUCAAUUCCCCUAUAUAUACCCUUAACUUUCACUCUUCACAUCCAUUCCAUCUCCUUCUUUUUCUUCUUCUUCUUGUUCUAGUUUUCAAGUUGAUCACUUUGAUCUUUAUGGCCACUGUUGAGGUUCAGUCUGCCACCACUGCAUUGCCAGAAGAGAAUGUUCAAGUGACAGAAACAAAUAAGGAGACGGUGGAGGAGACAACUAAGGAAGAAGAAGUAUUUGGUUCUGCUACUGAGACUGCUGUUACUGAUGAGGUUAAAGUAAAGGAAGAUGCUGAAGAAGCAGCGAAGCCGGUGGUCGAAGAGGAGAAGAUCGAAGAAAAGCCGGCAGAAGAGAAGCCGGUAGAAGAGAAACCGGUGACCGAGAUCACCGGUGAGGACACAGUGGAGAACAAGGAGGUUCCUGAGGUGGAGCAAGAGGUAGUGGCAGUGACAAUUAGUGAAAAGGAAGAAGAAAAGGAAGAUAAGAAGGAAGAGAGAGCCGAAGAAAAGCCGGUGGUGGCCGAAGAGGAAGUGAAGAAAGAUGAAAAUAAGGAUGAAGGUGAGAAGAGCAAUGAGGAGUAGAAGAAAUAGUAGUAUUUAGAGAGAGUGUCUUGCAUGCAUGGAGAUAUAAUUAAUGAGAGAAACAAAACUAUCAGUGUAUGUGUUUGUGUUAAUUUCUUAUGUUGAGAUAUGAUGUGAGUUAAUUAGGUUUAAUGCAUGGGGGGUUUAUGAAUAAUAAUUAAUGUAAUGGUAGAAAUAAACAAGUUGAACCAAUGUGGUCCAACUUUGUAGUUUGUUGUUGUUAUAUUGUGAUGGUUGUGUUGUUAAUCUAUGGAUUUCUUGAUUUCAUAGAGAUCUAGUUGUGCUUCU